Molecule: messenger RNA, 1380 nt
Organism: Ylistrum balloti
Lineage: Eukaryota; Metazoa; Mollusca; Bivalvia; Pectinida; Pectinidae
Product: zinc finger MYND domain-containing protein 10-like
Exons: 13
Coding region: 1-1380 (459 amino acids)
Biological process (GO): inner dynein arm assembly; motile cilium assembly; outer dynein arm assembly
Cellular component (GO): centriolar satellite; cytoplasm
Source: RefSeq, a predicted model, not a curated record
AUGACUACAGAUACAGGCCAAGUUUUGAUGUCCGUCGAAGCUGAAGCUUAUGUGGAACACUUGGUGAAAUACAAGCUUAGAGAUGUCGGAAGUUCAGAUUGGUCCAGACAACAUGAGAUGCUGGAGAAAUUGAACAUGCAAGCUGUCAUUAAUGCCUCUGCCCAGGAAGAUGAAUUUGUGAAAGAUUUCUUCAUCUCAUGCGGCAAGUUUGAGGUGCUGAUCUAUGACCUACUGGUGACAGAGGUGUGGAAAGAGAAAAUCUUCCCAGCAUUGAUUGACAUGGACUUUGAACCUAAAACAACAUUCCCAAUUUACAUGGUGCUCUACCAUGAGGCAACAGUAGCCACACUACUAGAGACGACCAUGUUUUUCCGUGAGAGUUGUGAGAAUGCAGAGGAUCAGAUUACAGACCUUGUGGAUUACUGUUACAGGAAACUAACACAACUUGUAGCGAGAAUGCAGGAACGAGAGAAUGAUGAUUCUGAUGAAGAGGAUAAUGAGAUAACUGCAGACAGUGAAAACAAAACAAAUAUGGAGGAACUACAAGAACAAGAUAGGAAGCUGAACUUUGAGAUUUGUAUUAAAGUUCUGUCUCUCCUACGUUACAUUGUAGAUCACAUAGAAUGCCUGCCUUUGAGUGUUCUCAGUCGAGUACUUAACACACAUGAUAUCCCUAUUCUGUUGGUACAACUUGUUGAGAAUCCACCGUGGAGUAAAAGGAAAGGGGGGAAGCUGCAGAAAUUCAUGGACAACAAGUGGCAGGAGGUCAGCCGAGAAGACAGCUUCAAAUUGACCAAAACAGAAGGACAGGUAUGGUUGGCCCUAUUCCAGCUACUCAUGAACCAGACAUGUCAACAGAAGUAUGAAUUAAAUUCCUUCAGGAAAAAUAUUAUAUUGAAGCUGAGAUCUUACCUGACAGAGGUGAUGCUGGAUCAGUUACCUGUCCUAUCUGAAAUGCAGAGAUACUUAGAACACCUGUCAAUGAUGGACCCACCUGCAGCUAAAAAAGAUCUCAUCUUAGAACAGGUGCCAGAAAUUAGAGAAAAAAUCCUAUCUGACAAUGACAAGAAAUGGAAACAAAUUGCCAAGAAGCAGUCAAAGACUCAUUUUAAUCCGUCCCAAUCAGACAUGAGAGCUCAAGCUAAAAGGUGGGCAGAUACAUAUAACUUUGAUAUGAUGGAGAACUUAUUGUCGGAGCCUCCAAAGUGUGCAGUAUGUGGUAACGAAGCCAGCAAGCGGUGCUCACGAUGUCAGAAUGAGUGGUACUGCAGAAGGGAGUGUCAAGUGAGUCACUGGGCCAAACACAAAAAGGCAUGUAACCUCUUGGUGGAGUCUCUAGUGAAAGAUCAAUCAGAGAGUAAAGUUGUACAACAGACAUGA